Molecule: messenger RNA, 5721 nt
Organism: Closterium sp. Yama58-4
Lineage: Eukaryota; Viridiplantae; Streptophyta; Zygnematophyceae; Desmidiales; Closteriaceae
Source: the annotation of a GenBank genome assembly
AUGGCGGACGAUCAGUGGUUCCAUGGUGCCGCGCUGUCAGACAUCGGUCGGCCGUCGUCAGACCCGCCUUCAGCGGCGUCAAGCACGGGCGGUCCUCCACCGCAAACUGGCCGAAUGUCGGCCGGCACUCGCCGGACUGUCAAAGGUGCCGGCUCUGGCACUCCGUCAAAAGGAGCGACAGGCGGCAUGACGGCCGGGAAGAAGCGUAUGGCCGCGGUAACGGAAAAGGCGGUCGGGCUGAAGGAUCGACUACGGCAAGCGAGGGGGGAGGUGUUGGAGCCUCAACCCUACCGCCCUACCCUCAACCCCAACCCCCCGUCUCCCACCCCCACCUCCCCCCACUUCCCCCAGCAAGCGAGGGAGGAGGUGUUGGUGCUGAGGCAGGACGCGUGCGACCUGCAGGAAUAUGCCUCCAACCCUACCACCCUCCCCUCAACCUCUCCAAAACCCGAAACCCCCUUCCCUCCUCCCCUCCAGCAAGCGAGGGAGGAGGUGCUGGAGCUGAGGCAGGACGCGUGCGACAUGCAGGAGUAUGCCUCCGCCAAGCUCAUGCGCGCGCAGACCUACCUGCAGCUGCUCGCCAAGAAGGCGCACGGUCUCGACCAGGUGGCGCAGGAGGCGGAGUCAAAGGUGGCGCCUCUGAAGAAGGAGCGCAGGCGGCUCUUCAACAGCCUCAUCCAGUCCAAAGGCAACAUCCGAGUGGUGUGUCGGGUGCGCCCAGCAUUCGAGCACGAGGACUCACUCGCGCUCUCCUUCCCAGACGAAACCACCAUCCGCAUCAACCCCUCCGCCACAGCCACUGCUGCCACGGCUGGCAGUGCUGGCAGCACAGGCAGUGCGGGGUCUCCUGGGUCCUUGGGUGGUGGGGGUGGCAGCAGCGGGCUGGCGAAGAGGGACUAUGAGCUGGAUCACAUCUAUGGGCCGCAUGUGGGGCAAGGCGAUCUAUUCGUGGACGCGGUGCAGCCCAUGGUGCAGGCUGUGAUGGACGGCUUCAACGCCUCCAUCAUUGCGUAUGGGCAGAGUGGCUCGGGGAAAUCACACACUAUGGAGGGCCCGUCCCACGAUCGUGGAAUCUUUUACCGAGCGUUUGAUGAGAUCUACGACCUUGCCAACUCAACAUACGCCCCCGCUGACAGCUACACCUUCCACGUCAGCAUGCUCGAGAUGUUCAACGAGCAGGGUGGUGAUAGUGCGAGUGCAUCACGACGACCCGGUGACGGGAGAGCAGCAGCACAGCAAGCUGCUGCUGGCGGAUCUCGCCUCCAGCGAGCGCCUCCUCGCCUCCUCCUCCGCCUCGGGGGACCGUCUCACCGCCUCGCUGCACGUGCAGAAAUCCUUCUCAGCGUACGUACAGUGCUGCUGGUGGGGCUGUGUGUUGUGGAGCUGACUUUUGAGUCGACUCAAAAGUCACCUCAGCGUACGUACAGUGCUGCUGGUGGGGUUGUGCGUGGUGUGGAGCUCUUUAUGUGCAGGGUUCGAUGCCUGUCCUCCCCCUCUUUGCUUUUCCCCUUCCUCUUUCCCUCGUCUCUCUCUCUUGCCCCACCAGGCGGCGAGGCCAAGACGGUGGUGGUGGUGACGUGCAGCCCAUCGGUGCGCGACGUGGCGGAGUCAGUGCUUAUGCCUGUCCUACUCCUCGAAUCGCCCUCCCACUCUCUCGCGGUUCUUAUUCUCUCCUCUCCCUCUUGGCCCACCAGGAGGCGAGGCCAAGACGGUGGUGGUGGUGACGUGCAGCCCGUCAGUGCGGGACGAGGCGAGGCCAAGACGGUGGUGGUGGUGACGUGCAGCCCAUCAGUGCGGGACGUGGCGGAGUCGGCGCUCUCGCUGGCCUUUGCUGCCCGCUCCCGCAACUCAGAGCUCAGCCUCGGCACGCGCGAUACCAUUAAGAAAUGGCGCGACAUGGCAAUUGUCGCAUGGAGGGACGUGUUUGAAAGCGAGAAGCAGACGGCAAAGGCGCAGCAGGAAGUGCAGCAGGAGGUGCAGCAGGAGGUGCAGCAGGAGGUGCAGCAGGAGGUGCAGCAGGAGGUGCAGCAGGAGGUGCAGCAGGAGGUGCAGCAGGAAGUGCAGCAGGAAGUGCAGCAGGAAGUGCAGCAGGAAGUGCAGCAGGAAGUGCAGCAGGAAGUGCAGCAGGAAGUGCAGCAGGAAGUGCAGCAGGAAGUGCAGCAGGAAGUGCAGCAGGAAGUGCAGCAGGAAGUGCAGCAGGAGGCGAAUGACGCAAGGAGAGAGGUGUUUGAGAGCGAGAGGCAGACAGCAGAGGCGCAGCAGGAGGUGCUGCGGCUGAAGGACGCACUGAGGGCGAGCGAGCAGACGGGGUGUGUGCUGCUCACAGAGCUGCAACGCGCCUGGGCCCAGGCUGGCCUGGUGGAGGCACAGCACCAUGCUGAAGUGGAACGGCUUAUGGCUGGCCUGGUGGACGCACAACACCACACUAACGUGGAACGGCUCAUGGCUGAGGUGGCCGCUGGAGUGGAGGCACAGCGGCGGAUGGAGGAGGAGUGGGAGACUCGAGCAGUGUUGGAAGGGGCUAAGACUGUCCAAGUGGAGCAGCUACACGGGCGGCUGGCAGAAGCAGCCGAAAUGGCACCACAGAUCCCUUCCCUUCCCCUCUGCCAUCCCUCCCUCCCAUCGCUCCUUCGCUCUCAUCCCCCGCACUCCUUCCUUGCUUGCUUUCUCCUCUCACCCACGGCAGAUCCAAUUAUCCAAGUGGAGCAGCUACACGGGCGGCUGGCAGAAGCAGCCGAAAUGGCACCACAGAUCCCUUCCCUUCCCCUCUGCCAUCCCUCCCUCCCAUCGCUCCUUCGCUCUCAUCCCCCGCACUCCUUCCUUGCUUGCUUUCUCCUCUCACCCACGGCAGAUCCAAUUAUCCAAGUGGAGCAGCUACACGGGCGGCUGGCAGAAGCAGCCGAAAUGGCACCACAGAUCCCUUCCCUUCCCCUCUGCCAUCCCUCCCUCCCAUCGCUCCUUCGCUCUCAUCCCCCGCACUCCUUCCUUGCUUGCUUUCUCCUCUCACCCACGGCAGAUCCAAUUUCUGCUGUCUCGCCUGGAGGCCACCAACAGUGCACUGCUGAUGUGGCAGCACCAUCUCUUGAGACGUCUCAAAAGUCAGCUGAUGUGGCAGCACCAUCUCUUGAGACGUCUCAAAAGUCAGCUGAUGUGGCAGCACCAUCUCUUGAGACGUCUCAAAAGUCAGCUGAUGUGGCAGCACCAUCUCUUGAGACGUCUCAAAAGUCAGCUGAUGUGGCAGCACCAUCUCUUGAGACGUCUCAAAAGUCAGCUGAUGUGGCAGCACCAUCUCUUGAGACGUCUCAAAAGUCAGCUGAUGUGGCAGCACCAUCUCUUGAGACGUCUCAAAAGUCAGCUGAUGUGGCAGCACCAUCUCUUGAGACGUCUCAAAAGUCAGCUGAUGUGGCAGCACCAUCUCUUGAGACGUCUCAAAAGUCAGCUGAUGUGGCAGCACCAUCUCUUGAGACGUCUCAAAAGUCAGCUGAUGUGGCAGCACCAUCUCUUGAGACGUCUCAAAAGUCAGCUGAUGUGGCAGCACCAUCUCUUGAGACGUCUCAAAAGUCAGCUGAUGUGGCAGCACCAUCUCUUGAGACGUCUCAAAAGUCAGCUGAUGUGGCCGCACCAUCUCUUGAGACGUCUCAAAAGUCAGCUGAUUCGCAGCAGCAGGUGGGGGGCGGUGGUGGGGAGUGGGAGAGGCGGAGGGAUGAGGUGGUGGGGCGGAUGAAUCGAGUGAUGGUGGACGCGCAGAGCGAUGCUGCUGCUCUGGCCGAGGAGAGCAACGCGUGCUUGAGAGAGGUGCGUGGUGGAGAGCGGUGGCGAGUGUUUGGAGAGGAGAGGAGAGUGGUGGAGAGCAGUGCUGUCGCAGCCUUGCCAGCUGGCAGUGAGGAGGAGGGGCGGGCGACGGAGGAGGUGCGGGCGGCGGUGGUGGCGCUGCUGGCGUGGGCGCAUUCUAAGGCGCUCUCUCUUGAUUGGCCGGUCGUGUCGUGUGCCCGCCUGCUGCUGCUGCGCGUGCUGCGCUCCAAGUCAGCCGAUGUGCAGUCCAGUAAAGUGAGUGUGGGGAGCGAAGCGAGUGUGAGGAGUAAAGUGAGUGUGAGGUGGAAUGAAGUGGGUGUGGGGUGGAGCAAGGGAGUGAGGAGUGGAAAUGAGAACUUCGAAUCAACCAAGAAAAUAUCGUUCCUUCCCCCCUUCCCCUGCAACCCUCCCACCCACCAGGUCCCAGCAAUCGAGCGGUUCUUGGAAAAAGCGCUACCCCAGCCGGCCAAACCCGCUCUUCAAAAGAGCUCUACUUUCGCUCUCCCCACCACCGCCACCCCUGCGCCCGGCUCCACCCUCCGCACGUUCCGCCUCGACCUCAAGCUGCCUGGAGGGGAUAAAGGGGCAGCGGGCACGGGUGCAGGGGGUGGGGGCAGUGCGAGCAUUGCGGACCGGCGCGGCAGUGCGUCGUUCCGCCUGCCGUUGUUCCGAGCGGGUGGGAAGAAGGCCGCGGGCGGUGGAGCAGGGGGGUCUGCUGUUAAGGUGUCAGAAGCUCGCAUCAAGGAGAUUCGGCAGGAGGCAGCAGACCAUGCCAAGGGCCACAAGGAGCUCGCCCUAGUCUUCGCCCAUUUCGCCACCGCCAAACCCACCACCACCACCGUUACCACCGCCACCGCCACCACCCCGCUCUCCCACGCCUCCUCCCUUCCCGUUGACCUCAUCGCGCGCGUCGCUGACGUCACCAGCCUGGAGCAGCGGGUGCUGCAGUGGAUCGGAUCGCAGUUUGGAUUCUGGGCGGCGAGCGAGCCGCCCAGGGACGCGCAGGAGGACGUGGUGGCGGUGGCGGCGGCGGUGGUGGAGGGGUGGCGGGAGGGGCUGGGCACGUUCAUGCGGUACAGUGAAGACGCGCUGGGGCAGGUGCUGGCAGAUUGGAGCUUCCGACAGUACCGGUCUCAGUUGAGCAAUCUUAAGGGCAGAGUGCUCACCUUGAGGUUUGUGGAGGUGAGAGGGAGGGGCUGGGCAUGCUCAUGCAAUGCGACGCAGCGAGGAUGCGCUGGAACAGGUGCUGGCCGACUGGAGCUUCAGGCAAUACUGGUCACAGCUGGGGAACCUCAAGGUGAGGUGCACGAUGCAUCAGUUCUCCCUCUUGCAUCGCUUCUCCCUCUUGCAUCGCUUCUCCCUCUUGCAUCGCUUCUCCCUCUUGCAUCGCUUCUCCCUCUUGCAUCGCUUCUCCCUCUUGCAUCGCUUCUCCCUCUUGCAUCGCGUCUCCCUCUUGCAUCGCUUCUCCCUCUUGCAUCGCUUCUCCCUCUUGCAUCGCUUCUCCCUCUUGCAUCGCUUCUCCCUCUUGCAUCGCUUCUCCCUCUUGCAUCGCUUCUCCCUCUUGCAUCGCUUCUCCCUCUUGCAUCGCUUCUCCCUCUUGCAUCGCUUCUCCCUCUUGCAUCGCUUCUCCCUCUUGCAUCGCUUCUCCCUCUUGCAUCGCUUCUCCCUCUUGCAUCGCUUCUCCCUCUUGCAUCGCUUCUCCCUCUUGCAUCGCUUCUCCCUCUUGCUUCGCUUCUCCCUCUUGCAUCGCUUCUCCCUCUUGCAUCGCUUCUCCCUCUUGCAUCGCGUCUCCCUCUUGCAUCGCUUCUCCCUCUUGCAUCGCGUCUCCCUCUUGCAUCGCUUCUCCCUCUUGCAUCGCUUCUCCCCACUUCUUUCUCGUCCCCUCCCAUUGCAUCCUCCACAGGACGAGGGGUCCCCACUUGUUUCUAG